Messenger RNA from Auxenochlorella protothecoides, 222 nucleotides. RefSeq lists its product as hypothetical. Lineage: Eukaryota; Viridiplantae; Chlorophyta; Trebouxiophyceae; Chlorellales; Chlorellaceae. The coding region runs from base 1 to 222 and encodes 73 amino acids. The record is from RefSeq and is a predicted model, not a curated record. The transcript has a single exon.
AUGGAGGGGACCCUUCGACACUUUCCCCGGCAGAGGUUCCCGAUGCGCUGGCAAACAUCGGUCAGGUGGCCCAGGCCAUCAUCCACUCCGCCCUGGUGGAUGGGACUGAGCCAGGCAUGGAGCACGGCCUGCCAGACCGGCUGCAUGGCCUGGUGGGCCCUGCAGGCCUGUCACACGCGACACACAGUGACACAGAGUCUGAUGGGGAGCUGGAGGAGAUGA